Adineta ricciae is the source of this 2013-nucleotide messenger RNA. Lineage: Eukaryota; Metazoa; Rotifera; Eurotatoria; Adinetida; Adinetidae. The record is from the annotation of a GenBank genome assembly.
AUGAUUGAUAAGUUUUUCUUCGUUUACGUGUUUACUAUUUAUCCAAUUGUUCAAACGGUUAAAGAAGUUGUUAUCCUAGAUACACGUGAAGCGCGAGAUUACCUGAAUUGGUAUAAGAUGUCUGGCAAUGGAAAUCUAAACGAUGGCUGGGGCGAAUUAAGUUUCGAAGCGAAAAUGUUUCCGACGCUCUUGUUAUCAUCAUCGACAUCCACCUUAUGGCGAACACAGUAUGUAUGUGAUAUAACAUCGGAACGUCGAGUCGAUAAUUGGUUGCGUUCGCCGUACUUCAAACGUCAACAGGCUCAACGGAUUGAGAUCGAAUUAGGCUUUUCCAUUCGUGAUUGUUCGACAUUUCAAACACCGAAUGAAAUCCGUUCCUGCCGAGAAACUUUCGAACUUUAUAUACAUGAGAACGAUCAGGAUUAUGAUAAUCAUCUUUGGUCGUCGUAUAAACUCGUGGAUAUUAUCGCCGGAAACCGUUUUACCUCGAAUAACUACGGCAGUCAAUCAGUAGCGAAUCGAAACAAUCUCACUGUGAAUGUGAAAACACGUGGCAUAUCGAUAACGAAAAAUGGCUUCUACAUAGCUUUCCGUGACCAAGGUGCUUGCAUAUCACUAUUAUAUGUCAAAAUAUUCUAUCGUUUAUGUGAAGAAAAGUCCAUCGGUCUCAUACAUUUUCCUGAAACGCCAACGGGCGCAUAUUUAACAGACAUUGUUGAACGCGAUGGCAUAUGUUCAAUCAACUCGAAGAUGAUUCGCAAGCCGUUAGGUUUCUGCAAAGGCAACGGCGAGUGGACAUUUCAAGAAACGUCCUUACACGAUAGCUGCCAUUGUCAACAGGGUUAUGAAUUACUUAUUGAUAGCAAUUCCAAGAAUAAUAGCCUUUUAUCUCGUGCCAUUUUUUGUUCUCUUGGAACGUUCAAAUCCACGGUUAGUAAUGAACAACGUUGCGAACAGUGUCCAUUGAAUAGCCAUACGAAAGAGAAAGGUUCAACGUCUUGCAUUUGCAAUCAAGAUUUCUUUCGCUUGAACUCGUCCGUUAUCAAUUCAUCGUGUAUCGCCCGACCAAAUGAACCAGAAAAUGUAACGAUUGAUGAUAUUGAUCAAGUUUCAGUUUAUAUCUCAUGGAAGCAGUCCACUGAUAAUGUAUACCAUAUUGAAUGCACUCAUACGAUAUCUUGUGAGUCGUAUAUAAUCUAUCAGCCCAAUCGAACAUUUGUCAAUGGGUCAAGAGUAAAGAUCAUUGGUUUGGACGCCGACACGAAAUAUAAAAUAAGAAUUUAUGCUGAACAAGUUUCCACUCAUCUUUACAGUCAAUCGGUUGACUUAUCAUUCACAACAAAAUCAGCUGUUUCAAAACAAGUUCGUAAUAUUCAAAUUCGUCGUACAGCAUUCGAUCAAGUUGUUAUCACAUGGUCAGCCGAUGAUUUUGAUCAAUACCAUAUUCGUUACUGGCCACUCAUCGCUGAACAGAAUAAGAUGUUUGCUGAAGUCGCAGUCAAUAAUUUCACCUUAAAAACAACGUCAGACAUAUAUAAAUUUCAAAUACGUGCUCACACAAAACUUGGCUGGACUGCAUAUAGCGAAGAAAUGAUUAUAUCAUUACGUUCAAUAUUCAUCGAUCAGCCGUUCUCUUCGGAAGUGACGAGAAAACUUGUGGAAAAUAAAAAUAUUCUUCUCAUCAGUCCUUUGAUCAUUCUUGGAUUGAUUAUAACAGUGAUUAUUCUAGCAGUUCUGUACAUCAAAAAAAAACGAGUUUGUCGAUCGAAGACAGCGAGCGAUUGUGAAUCUCUCGAUUACCAAAAACGACAAGUUAGCGGACAUUAUGGGCCUGAUACUUUCUUCAAUUCAGGAUGGUCGGCGCCAUUGUGGCCUUCCAUAAGUACAACAACAAAGACUUAUGUUGAUCCUCAUACGUACGAAGAUCCGACAAAAGCAGUGAAUGAUUUCGCACAUGAACUCGAUCCGAACUCGAUUGUUAUCGAAUCGGUCAUCGGCGGAGGUAUAUAUUAA